Plodia interpunctella (Indianmeal moth) is the source of this 848-nucleotide messenger RNA. RefSeq names its product peptide deformylase, mitochondrial-like. Gene Ontology annotation, molecular function: peptide deformylase activity. The transcript is spliced from 3 exons. Bases 142 to 792 code for a protein of 216 amino acids. The record is from RefSeq and is a predicted model, not a curated record. Lineage: Eukaryota; Metazoa; Arthropoda; Insecta; Lepidoptera; Pyralidae. Gene Ontology annotation, cellular component: mitochondrion. Gene Ontology annotation, biological process: peptidyl-methionine modification.
UUGACAGUUGAUUUGACAUAAGACAUUCCCAUAUGUUGAGUUGAAGAUGAAUGAAUAACAUUGCACGUUUAACCUAAAAAUUGGUAAAUAAAAUUAUGUGUAGAUACUCUUUUUCCUAAUAAAUAUAAUAAGUUCUUUGAAAUGGGUGUAACCAGAAAGAUACUCAAUUGGUACGCAAGAAUUGGACCUAGUCACGGUAAAAAAUUGCCUCCUUACGAGCAUGUCGUCCAAAUUGGGGAUCCAAUGUUACGUAAAGCUUCUGAGCCCGUAGCUGUUGACAAAAUCAAGAGUGAGGAGAUCCAGAAACUGAUAAAGAAGCUGAAGUAUGUGCUGGACAAGUACGGGAGUGUUGGGAUGUCUGCGCCGCAAAUUGGUGUCAACAAAAGGAUAUUCGUCAUGAGACAAACAGCACUGCAAAUUGCUUCUAUCCCUAAAGAAUCUGUCAAGACCAGAGGAAUAACUGUAGUACCUUUCAGUGUUUUUAUCAACCCAACACUGAAGGUGAUUGACUACUCAAAAGUGACACUGUCUGAGGGCUGUGAGAGUGUUCAGGGAUACACAGCUGAAGUGGCUCGAUACAAAGAAGUUGAAAUUACAGCACUGAAUGCAGAAGGUGACAGCACAUCUACAAAAUACAAGGACUGGGCUGCACGGAUAGCCCAGCACGAGAUGGAACACUUGGAUGGUAAACUAUACACAGAUAUUAUGGACAGGAAGAGCUUGCAGUGCAUUUUUUGGGAGGAGGUCAACUUGGCGAAAGGGAAACUUGCCAUACCAUUUUAUCCUGAUUGAGAGUGGUUAAAUUAGUUUUAGAUUAUUUAUUUUAAUAAAAUGUAGAUGUUUAGUCA